Salvia hispanica is the source of this 1020-nucleotide messenger RNA. Its product is annotated as paramyosin-like protein. Lineage: Eukaryota; Viridiplantae; Streptophyta; Magnoliopsida; Lamiales; Lamiaceae. The record is from RefSeq and is a predicted model, not a curated record. Gene Ontology annotation, biological process: Golgi to plasma membrane transport.
AUUUUUUAAUCAAUUUCUAAAAACUAAAACAAUUUUUAUAAAUUCAUGAUAAUUUAAAUUUUUAUAUGCUUGGAAGUUGGAACUGGUUUCCUCCAUCAGCUGCAAAAUCCAAACAAUGGAAAAAGACGAGGAGGAGGAUGUUAUGGAGGAAGUGCGAAUUCUACGCGAAAAAAUCGAUAAAGAGUGCCCUAAUUCAAUUGGAUGGAGACUGAUUUCACUUUUGGGGUCUAUGAAGGAGCUUGAGAAACAAGAAUUAGAUUUCCAGUCCCAAUGCAGUUCAGACUGCUCAAGAUUGCAGAAGGAGGUUGAUGAACUUGAUAAGAUGUUGAAUAGUGGUGCAAAUUAUGAACAUUCUGAUGCAUUUCACCAUUCUUUUCAAGACUCCAGUGAGAGACUUGAGUCGGUAAAGAAGGAACUCGCCACAAAACUAAGAGCGAUUGUGUCACUAAAGAGGCAGCUUGAUGAAGUACCAUCACAGGCUGAACUAAUACAGUACGAACUUCGACUUUCUGAACUCAACACUCAAAUUCAGAAAACGCUCCGACAAACACGGAAGCACUAUGAUACAUAUAAUGCUUUAUUGGAGAUUAAAGAUUUGAUGCUCAAAGAAACAUCCUUGUUGAAUUCAAUUAAUUUGCAGUUCCAAAAUGCUAUUACUAGUGCUGAUGGAAGGAUAAAACUCACGAACUCCCUGGAAGGAAUUUUAAACGGGACUCAACAGAAACUUGAGAAGGUGCAAUUGACACAUGAAUUAGAACAAAAGUCUUGCAAUUCUAUUAAAGAAAAGUACACCGCUGCAAUUUCAGAGCAAAGACGGAGCUCUUCUCUCGUGAAGCUUUUCCAGGAAGAAUGCGCAAGGAACGAAAGGCUUCGAUCUCAAAUGCAUGAACACAGGAUAUCAUAAAUCAUUUUCCCUCUGUAUACUUAAGCACAUUUUUGAAUAUGAUAACAUUUUGAUUUUAUAGUUUAACUAAAUGAUCUUUACAUUUCAAUAUUAUCACACCAUUGUUUGUUUGUGUA